UAUGGGCUCCGUUUAGGCCGUGUAUUUAGAGAGGAUUGGCAUUGUUGGGAGUUGUCGUGCCGGUGGCUCCGUGUGAUUGGCGAUUCGCGGCCUCUUCAUAUUCUGUAACAGGUCAAAAUGCAGAUCUUCGUGAAGACCCUGACCGGCAAGACCAUCACCCUGGAAGUGGAGCCCAGUGACACCAUCGAGAAUGUGAAAGCCAAGAUCCAGGAUAAAGAAGGCAUUCCCCCUGACCAGCAGAGGCUCAUCUUUGCAGGCAAGCAGCUGGAAGAUGGCCGCACCCUUUCUGACUACAACAUCCAGAAAGAGUCCACCCUCCACCUGGUCCUCCGUCUGAGGGGCGGCAUGCAGAUCUUCGUGAAGACCCUGACCGGCAAGACCAUCACCCUGGAAGUGGAGCCCAGUGACACCAUCGAGAAUGUGAAAGCCAAGAUCCAGGAUAAAGAAGGCAUUCCCCCUGACCAGCAGAGGCUCAUCUUUGCAGGCAAGCAGCUGGAAGAUGGCCGCACCCUUUCUGACUACAACAUCCAGAAAGAAUCCACCCUCCACCUGGUCCUCCGUCUGAGGGGCGGCAUGCAGAUCUUCGUGAAGACCCUGACCGGCAAGACCAUCACCCUGGAAGUGGAGCCCAGUGACACCAUCGAGAAUGUGAAAGCCAAGAUCCAGGAUAAAGAAGGCAUUCCCCCUGACCAGCAGAGGCUCAUCUUUGCAGGCAAGCAGCUGGAAGAUGGCCGCACCCUUUCUGACUACAACAUCCAGAAAGAGUCCACCCUCCACCUGGUCCUCCGUCAGGGCGGCAUGCAGAUCUUCGUGAAGACCCUGACCGGCAAGACCAUCACCCUGGAAGUGGAGCCCAGUGACACCAUCGAGAAUGUGAAAGCCAAGAUCCAGGAUAAAGAAGGCAUUCCCCCUGACCAGCAGAGGCUCAUCUUUGCAGGCAAGCAGCUGGAAGAUGGCCGCACCCUUUCUGACUACAACAUCCAGAAAGAAUCCACCCUCCACCUGGUCCUCCGUCUGAGGGGUGGCUGUUAAUUCUAGUCUUCAUUCCCAGUGCCCAGUGAUGCUAUUACUCUGCUCUAUAGCUAUUUGCCCAAUUUAAGUUUAGAAAUUACCAGUUCCAGUAGUAAUAGCUGAGCCUGUUCAAAAUGUUAAUAAAGGUUUUGUUGCAUGGUA
Molecule: messenger RNA, 1173 nt
Organism: Castor canadensis (American beaver)
Lineage: Eukaryota; Metazoa; Chordata; Mammalia; Rodentia; Castoridae
Source: RefSeq, a predicted model, not a curated record